Molecule: messenger RNA, 393 nt
Organism: Symphalangus syndactylus (siamang)
Lineage: Eukaryota; Metazoa; Chordata; Mammalia; Primates; Hylobatidae
Product: bromodomain and WD repeat-containing protein 1-like
Biological process (GO): regulation of cell shape; regulation of transcription by RNA polymerase II; cytoskeleton organization
Cellular component (GO): nucleus
Source: RefSeq, a predicted model, not a curated record
AUGGCAGAGCCCUUGUCUGCCCAACGCCCAGUGCAUAUCGCGGAGUCGGAGCUGUACUUCCUCAUCGCCCGGUACCUAUUGGCGGGCUCGUGUUGGAGAGCGGCCCAGGUACUGGUGCCGGAGCUGGCGCAGUGCCAGUUGUUGCCCAAGGGAUUGGACUGGGAGAGCAACCAGCACAACAGGAGCUACGAGGAAUUGGUCUUGCCCAGUAAAGAUGUGGCUCCUGAUCAUGUAUUGCAAAUCUGCCAGCGCAUUGGUCCUAUGUUGGAUGAAGAAAUUACGGCUGGGCGCGAAAUUCCACCCAGUAUUUCAAGAGUCACUUCUUUGUUUGGUGCAGGAAGGCAGUCUUUGCUACUUACAGCAAAAGGUAACUUAAUUUGAAGAAGUGUUCUG